AUGAAGAUGGCGGACGCCAAGCAGAAGAGGAAUGAACAGUUAAAGCGAUGGCUGGGCUCGGAAACGGAUCAGGAGCCUCCUGUGCUGAAAAAGAAGAAGACGAAGGUGAAGUUCGAUGAUGGCGCCGUGUUUCUGGCCGCUUGCUCAAGCGGCGAUACUGAGGAGGUGCUCCGUAUGCUUGACCGGGGAGCUGACAUCAACUACGCCAAUGUAGACGGUCUCACCGCUCUCCACCAGGCAUGUAUAGAUGACAAUGUUGACAUGGUGACUUUCCUGGUGGAGCAUGGAGCAAGUGUCAACCAGCCCGACAAUGAGGGCUGGAUCCCCCUCCACGCUGCAGCUUCCUGCGGAUACCUAGACAUAGCCGAGUAUCUCAUCAGCCAGGGAGCCAACGUCGGUGUUGUGAACAGUGAGGGCGAGACGCCGCUGGACAUUGCCGAAGAGGAGGCCAUGGAGGAGCUUUUGCAAAAUGAGAUCAACCGACAAGGGCUAGAUAUCGAGGCAGCCCGAAAAGAGGAGGAGCGGAUCAUGCUGAGGGAUGCCCGGCAAUGGCUCAAUAGCGGCCAGAUCCAAGACACCCGGCAUGCAAAAUCUGGCGGAACGGCACUCCAUGUAGCUGCUGCAAAAGGAUACGUGGAGGUUUUAAAGCUUUUAAUCCAGGCAGGGUAUGAUGUAAAUAUUAAAGACUAUGAUGGCUGGACUCCUCUACAUGCGGCAGCACACUGGGGGAAAGAAGAAGCAUGUAGGAUACUGGUGGAAAAUCUAUGUGACAUGGACCUCAUUAAUAAGAUGGGCCAGACUGCUUUUGAUGUAUCAGAUGAAGAUGUUCUGGGAUACUUGGAAGAACUACAAAAGAAACAAAAUCUGCUGAUGAGCGAGAAGAAAGAUGUUAAGAAAUCACCUUUGAUUGAAACAACCACCACAGGGGACAACAACCAAUCACUGAAGUCACUCAAGAGCAAAGAAACGCUGCUCCUGGAGCCAGAGAAGAGCGCGCCACGCAUCGAAACCUUAGAACCCGAGAAAGUGGAUGAAGAGGAUGAGGGGAAGAAGGACGAAUCGAGCUGCUCCAGUGAAGAGGAGGAGGAAGAAGAUUCAGAGUCUGAGACUGAAGGAGACAAGAGCAAACCCUCAGCAGCGGUAAGCAACACAACGCCCACUCCAGCCAGCGUCAGCGUGUCUUCUCCAACUAGCCCAACGAACCAGGUGACGACUCCCACUUCUCCCAUUAAAAAGGUUGUUCAGCCUGCUGGAAGGGUCUCAACUAAAGUGGAGGAGGAGAGGAAGGAUGAGUCUCCGGCAUCGUGGCGUUUAGGUUUGAGGAAGACGGGCAGUUAUGGAGCACUGGCAGAAAUCACAGCCACCAAGGAAGCCCAGAGAGAGAAGGACACUACUGGGGUGAUGCGCUCAGCCUCAAGCCCACGUCUCUCUUCCUCCCUCGACAACAAAGAAAAAGAAAAGGAAAAGGACAGAGGGACUCGACUUGCCUAUGUUGCCCCGACCAUCCCCAGGAGACUGGCCAGUACUUCAGACAUAGACGAGAAGGAAAACAGGGACUCUACUGCUCUGAUACGUAGUGGCUCUUACCCCCGACGACGCUGGGAUGAUGACCUGAAGAACAGUGAAGGAAGUGCAUCCACCAAUCGAACGUCCAGCUAUCAACGCAGCGGUUCUUUUGGCAGAAGACAUGAGGACUUAAGUUCCUCAGCCUCCUCCUCCACGACCACCACCACCUCCUCAUCUGUUACCUCGCCCACAGGCCACCGCGGCCUGCUGUCCAGUCUGGGCUCUUCCUCCACUCGAACUGGCUCCACCGGUCUCACCAGCAGGUUCUGGUCAGAGGAGAGUGCGGAGAAGGAGUCUGCUGCAGUAAUCCCCACUAUAAACACUGGCUCUACCACGACCGCCACGUCUACCACUACCACCAGCGCCAUAUCAACCACUACCACCACCACUGGCACCGUCACCGUCACUAGCACUGGCUCUGAGCGACGCAGGUCAUAUCUGACGCCAGUGCGAGACGAAGAGUCGGAGUCUCAAAGGAAGGCUCGAUCCAGACAAGCCCGGCAGUCCAGGAGGUCCACCCAGGGCGUGACUCUGACUGACUUGCAAGAGGCCGAGAAAACAAUCGGCAGGAGUCGCACCCCAAAGACCUGGGAGGAGGAGAAGGAGGAGAAGGAGAAGCAGGACAAGGAGAAGCAAGAGGAGAGGAAGGAGGCAGAGACAAAGGAGGACGAUUACCGAUCCAAGUACCGCAGCUUUGAAGAGCGUUACCGGCCUUCAUCUUCCUCUUCGACCUCCGCCAUUUCCACAGUCAGCACUGCCUCCACAACUCCUUACUCGAGCUCCGCGUUAUCUUCCAGCUCCCUCAAUAGGCCUAACAGUCUGACGGGGAUCACCUCGUCGUAUAGCCGCUCCUCCAGAGAUACCGAAAAAGAAACAGAUAAGAAGGAGGAGGAGAAGGAAGGAGAGGAUAAGUCUCAGCCCCGCUCCAUACGGGAUCGCAGGCGGCCCCGCGAGAAGAGGCGCUCCACCGGCGUGUCCUUCUGGACCCAAGAUAGUGAUGAAAAUGACCCUGACCAGCAGUCUGACUCAGAGGAGGGCAGCACCAAAGGAGACCCACAGAGUGACAGAUUGUCAAGGAAUGAGAGCACUUCAUCUUUAGAUCGCAACGACACUCUUUUUAGCCGUAGCUAUGGUGAAAGUCGAAGGCCGUACUCAAGCCGACUGGAUAGAGAUGACACCACUGACUACAAGAAGCUGUACGAGCAGAUUUUAGCCGAGAACGAGAAGCUGAAGGCCCAGUUACGCGACACAGACCUGGAGCUGGCGGACUUGAAGCUACAAUUAGAGAAGGCCACGCAGAGGCAGGAGCGCUAUGCUGACCGAUCACAGCUUGAGAUGGAGAAAAGGAGUGACAGAUUGUCAAGGAAUGAGAGCACUUCAUCUUUAGAUCGCAACGACACUCUUUUUAGCCGUAGCUAUGGUGAAAGUCGAAGGCCGUACUCAAGCCGACUGGAUAGAGAUGACACCACUGACUACAAGAAGCUGUACGAGCAGAUUUUAGCCGAGAACGAGAAGCUGAAGGCCCAGUUACGCGACACAGACCUGGAGCUGGCGGACUUGAAGCUACAAUUAGAGAAAGCCACGCAGAGGCAGGAGCGCUAUGCUGACCGAUCACAGCUUGAGAUGGAGAAAAGGAACCUUCCACAGGUAAAGCAGGUUCAGGCCCUGCGGCAGGUUAAGGAGCGGCUGCAGGCUGAGAAUCGGGCACUGGCCCGCGUGGUGGCCAAGCUUUCGCAGUCGGCCUGCAGCCAGCUGCCCGCCGUCGACCUCUAAGCCACAUCCAUCUGUCCACCGCCAUCUCUUCUUCUUCUUCUUCUUCUUCUUCCCCCUCACUUUCCCCCUUCCUGACCCUUUUCUUCUCAUGCUCCAUUUGCGCUCUGCCCCGCCCCCACACACAGGCAGGUGUCCAGCCGCCCAACCAUGACUGGUUUUGUGAAAUCCCUUUUCUGCCCCCACCUGCCUCCCCAGAGCUUUUGGUUUUCAUAUUGGGGAAGGCGUUUGAUUUAUUGUUUUUAUUUUAAAACGGGACACUCUCCUUUCACAGCACAGAACACUGAAGUGCUUUCCACACCUAUCAGGAGUUUGAAAACGUCCUCCUAGAUAUGUCGGAUAAACUACGAUGCGUAGAGCGGGUUGAAGCAAAGUCUUUAAGGGAAAGUGGUUCUGGAUGUGAGGGCCUAAAAUACUGACAAAUUCACAAAGCGCUGUAAAGGAAAGUGUCCUCUUUGUGGUUUGUAGUUUGACGCUUUCCUCAGAGGGAGCUCAGGUGUUCAGUUUGGCUUGUUCUGGCUUCUUUGCAUGAAGUGGCUUAUAAUGGCAGCACUUUUUUUGUAUCGUUUAAUAUUGGCCCAAAUUUUUUCGAACUGAACCCACAUCCCGUGCGUUGGAGAUUUUCUACAGUAAAUAUGCAAGACAACUGCAUGCGCAGACGAGUUGGUUUGGACGCUGGUUUUGCCCUUUGCUCCUCAAGUAGCAAAUAUUCAGUCAUUUUCACAAGUGUGUAAUUAUCAGAGACGGGACUGAAGCCUCACAGAGACGCUCGGCAUCGAACAUUUUUCCAUCUUUGUGCAGUCAUCUUGUAGAUCCAGACGCGUCCCAGUGUGACAUUAUGCUUUAGUGGAGAAAUGCAAGCUGUGAUGGCUCUUAAGUACUAACAUGACAAUAAACGGUCACCUCUCUGAACAGAGAUUCAGGCUUUUAAUUUUUUUUAUUUUUUUAUUUUUUAAGAUCACAAUAUACAUCCCAAGUCUAUUUUCCUGUGUCCCUGUCGGUGACCUCAGGGGGGCAGCAUGAGGUCCAGCAUCCUGCAGAGUGAUGCUUCGAAGUAUGAGCGGGCUGUAUUUUAUUUAAUGGAACCACACUCCUGUCUGUAAUAUCAUUUUGGAUUUAACUGCAUUUGUCCCAGUCAACAGUCCAUUCUUACAAGUCUCAUCUUAUUAAAGACAUCCACAAUCACAUCCUUAAUCUUUUCACCUUUACAAGGGGGAUUAGAUAUACAUUUCAGUGCCUUAAUCAUUUAUUUCAUCACCCAAAAGAUCAUUUUAGAUAUCCACAAUACCAUUUUAAUUCUAAGUAAUUGUUUUUAGAUUUACAUCUAAUAUCAAAGUUCCCAGAGGGACAGAGGGUCAUCACCGGCACUUUACAACACACAGGCGCACAGCUUCUAACAAUAUGUUAUCCAUGUUCAUCCUUAGGAGGUGAGAGAUUUCAAGUAGGAGACGCCACACUCAAAGGAUUUAUGACACUUUUCUUUUUUUUCUUUUUAUCCCGAGUUUUUCUUACUUUUAUCCAGUUCUGAGACAAAUGUUUUCGCCUUUAUUGUUUCAGUGAGAAGUAGAAGGCGUCUAUGCCGUGACAGUAAAUGCUAUGCAAACUGGAAAACUGUCAGAAUGGGAAGGAUGGAAGUUACAGCUCUGGGCCUGGUCGGAUCUUGGGGUGAAAGAUAAAUGUAGAUCAAAAAGAUCUAAAUGGACAUCCAGCUAGUCUUGACUUGUCCAGUAGCACAACACUCAUGCCUAGAAUGUAAUCGAUAUCAUUAUCUCUGAAUUUUCUGUUCGCAACAUUCAUGUCAAACUGUAUUUUCACCUGCCCAGCAUGUCCAAACUCUGGGAGCAUAAUCUCCCGACACCAGCCGGCGCUGUGAUCAUGACUUGAUCUGCUGCAGAUCAAACGGUCUUGACUUUGGGUCUUUGAUGUGUGUUUUCUCUGGCUGCCGGUGGGCAGCCGCUCAGGUCCUGCAUGGCUUUGUCAGGAACUUUGGCCUGUGGCUCGCCCGCUGCUCCUCCCCCUCCCGUAACCCGGAUCAAAGAUUGUGGAUCGAUUUUUAUUUUGCUUCCUUCUGUUUAAAAACCCCCCAAAAAAGGCAGCCAAAACUCAAGCAAUGCCAUGCGACCCCUGAGACUGCUUAUUGGGGCUGCAAUUAACAAGUUUGUCAAACGGACGUGAUCGGUUUUGAGAGCACCUGUGUGUCAAGACUCGUCUAAGCCGUCUCUCUCUGUCUGCUCCUCCCUACCCUCUGUUCCCUUUUAUUCCCUUUCAGAUGCUCCCAGACUUGAAAGCA
Messenger RNA from Menidia menidia (Atlantic silverside), 5626 nucleotides. The record is from the annotation of a GenBank genome assembly. NCBI's taxonomy places the organism in Eukaryota, Metazoa, Chordata, Actinopteri, Atheriniformes, Atherinopsidae.